AUGACUACUCAAUGGCUGCCUUUGGAGUCAAAUCCGGACGUUUUUAAUGAUGUAAGCUUUUUCUGAACUUCUUGAAAGGUUGUAAAAUACGAUUUUUUCAUUGUGAUCUUGAAAAUGACAUUUUCAUUUUAUAAAAUAUUUUUAGUUUUUAACCAGAAUUGGAGUCAAAAAGGCCAAAUGUGUUGAUGUAUAUGGAUUUGAUGAUGAAUUGAUAUCCUUCAUUCCUAAACCGCAUUUGGCAUUGAUCUUGUGCUAUCCGGACUAUAAAAAGGUUAGUGAAAUACUUUUUUGGGGCAAAUUUAGUUGUGGACAUAAAAUCUUGGGUUUAAGUUCGGGCGCAGCUUGGGAUUGCAUUUUUUAAUCGUUUAGACUUUUACUUUCUUUACGUACUGGUAAUUGGCAAUAACUUUCUUUACAACACGAAAAAUAGCAAGAAUUUUUUUUACAAAACACAAAAUGGCAAGAACUUUCUUUAAAAAACAAAAAAUGGCAAUAACUUUAUUUACAAAACAAAAAAUGGCAAGAACAUUCUUUACAAAUUGAAAAAUGGCAAGAACUUUUUUUACAUAGCAAAAAAUGGCAAGAACUUUCUUUACAAAACAAAAAAUGGCAAGAACUUUCUUUACAAAACAAAAAAUGGUAAGAACUUUCUUUACAAAACAAAAAAUGGUAAGAACUUUCUUUACAAAACAAAAAAUGGUAAGAACUUUCUUUACAAAACAAAAAAUUGUAUGAAUUUUCUUUACGAAUCGAAAAAUGGCAAUAACUUUCUUUACAAAACAAAAAUGGCAAGAACUUUGUUUUACAGAGCGAAUUUGGCUGAAAACUUGAAAAAUGUAUUAUUCAUUGUAUAAAAUGUCAUCGACAGCUUGCAAAACUUUAUUUGCGGAUUGAUUUUUGGUUUUAAGUGACUUUUUUUCCAAUUUCAGGUAGAUGAAAUCAUGAAGCCAGUGUACGACAAGGUCUCGGCCGAAGGCGCAAUCGUACCGGACAAGAUCUUCUUCAUGAAACAGAAAAUUUCGAAUGCCUGCGGCACUUUCGCUCUGUUCCAUUCGAUCGCUCAAAAUACUGACAAAUUGGAUAUUGGCCAAGGGUCCUUCGCCAAAUGGUUUGAAGAUGCCAAGAAGGUUGGUGUAGAUGAACGGUCGGAUGUGUUGGCUAAGUCGAAUGACAUCACGGAACAGCACGAAACCUCGGCUGCUGCCGGCGACACUGAUGCGGAUCCGAACACUGUUGAACAUCACUUCAUUACCUACUGUAAUAUCGAUGGAACGCUGUAUGAAAUUGGUAAGUGAUAUUGGGGGAAUUAGUGUGUGGUACAGUAGGAAAGGCAAGGUUACGGUAGGGCAGAUAGAGUAAUAUCAUGUAUAGAAGGAUAGGGUAGUGAGGUAAGGUAGAAUAUGGUAGGACAGGUAUUCAUCUUCUCGAAAUUUUUUUAAAUUAAAAAUUUGAAUUUCCAGAUUCCCGCCAACCAUUCCCAAGAGCCUGUGGCCAAACCUCUCAAGACAGUCUUCUGAAAGACGCUGGCGCAGCGGCCAAAGAGCUGAUGGACAAGCUGGGAAAUGUCUCGUUCAGCGCAUUGGCUUUGGUCGGCGAUGCCUAA
This is a messenger RNA of Bursaphelenchus okinawaensis, 1603 nucleotides long. The record is from the annotation of a GenBank genome assembly. NCBI's taxonomy places the organism in Eukaryota, Metazoa, Nematoda, Chromadorea, Rhabditida, Aphelenchoididae.